Messenger RNA from Lytechinus pictus (painted urchin), 2499 nucleotides. Its product is annotated as ATP synthase subunit delta, mitochondrial-like. The transcript has 4 exons. Gene Ontology annotation, molecular function: proton-transporting ATP synthase activity, rotational mechanism. The record is from RefSeq and is a predicted model, not a curated record. Bases 1603 to 1971 code for a protein of 122 amino acids. NCBI's taxonomy places the organism in Eukaryota, Metazoa, Echinodermata, Echinoidea, Temnopleuroida, Toxopneustidae. Gene Ontology annotation, biological process: proton motive force-driven ATP synthesis.
GAUCGCCGUCAGCUACAGCUGAGCAAGUGGACGUGCCAGCGGAUUGGCUGGCACAUUGGUACGCUCAGCUGUAGCUGCGCUGACGUAUGCGCUGUACGCGGUGGUUGUCUGUUCCACCAUGACGAACCCAAUGGCCAUCAUCGGUCUAUUGACAGAAGGGAUGAUGUGGAGCCAGACGACGUCUCAGCGGAGCAUAUCCCUGACAGAAAUAGCCCUAUUUAUUGGUCUAAUAGAGGGCGGAAACUUUGUGAGCAGUGCUAGAUAAAAAAUGCAUGCAUUGGCCGAUAAAUAUGAAUCUCACUUCAAUGCUAAAUCCCGCUUCACGUGGUCUGACACGCGGGAUAUUUUAGCAUCGAGGUAUUUAUCGGCCAUCAAAUUUUUUAUUUCAAACAGCUAGCGCACUCAUAAACAAGGUUAUGAUAUAACCUUGUUCUCUGUUAGGACUCCAUGUGUGGUAAAAAUACAUGUAAGUUUAUCGUGCUCUUGGGGACAACUGCUUAAUUUUUUGACACUGUCAGUUUCCAUUGCAACUAUUUAUAACUUGGCUCUUAAGUAAAUUGAAUUCUUUUUUUUUUUUUUCGAAAUUUAAAUUAGGGAUUGUUGAAUGACAAUUUUUUUUGCGAUUUUACUUUCCACCAAUAGAGGGUCUAUACAAAAAUAUGCUCAAAUUUUUUUUUUUUUUUUUAGUGCUCUGUUGAAUGAAAAAAAAUGAUACCCAAGUUACAACUGCACGGAAAUAAGUAUUUUUGGUUACAAAAGGAAUAUUUUAAUGUUUAAAGAUUUUUUUGAGAGUGUGUUGUGUACUGCAUAGAUCUACAUGUAGAUUCACCAUAGGCAGGGUUGUUGCAGUGAAUACAUGUACUGUAAAUGUAAGUGAGAUGUUUAAUUGUAGUCCCACAUGUAGACUCUCAUGGUAUGGACCGAGUGUAAUAUCUUGUAGUCCCAAGAUGAGUCAGGAAAGAAAUUAAUAUUGUUAAUUUUCAUGAUAGUUUCCAACUUAAUAAUACAAUAUCAGGGAAACUUGAAAAAUAGAUGGCUACAUGUAUUUCAUGGAUGUAAAGAUUUGUGAAAUUUCAGCAACUUUGGGGGAAGUGUUUUUUUUUCAUGCCAUCAAACGGUUAUCAAAACGGGUAAACUUUUACGCUUAUAAUUAUUCUUGACUCAUUCUUAAAAAACCCCAUAUAAAUUUCUUACAAAAAACCAUAACCUGUCAUUUUCAUAAGUGAAAAAAUAUCAAUGGUGCCCCAAAGGUGAUCCUGAUAGUCAUGUUGUGCAAUAUCAUUCUGGUGGCAGGCCGAUCCCUUAGCAAGCCAAUUGCGAUCACCCUAUUAGCAUGAUUUUUUUCUUGCGGGAUUUGAAAAUCCAUGUAGUUUGGAAAUACAUGUAUGUGUUGAAACCUCUUUAAAUAUUUUGUAAUCAUCAAUUAGUGUCUUUUCUCAAAGUCUGUUGAACACAAUAGGAGCCUUGAUUUAAUAGGUAUUGGGAAUAUCUCAGUAUUCAUAAAAAUGUUUUUGACUUGGUUUUACCAACAGAUUGUAUAAAAUCCAGAUAUAGGAAGGACGUAAAUUACAGGGUAUUCCUGCCUUGUUCUUUCUUUCAUAGAUGUUCUACUCAAAUGCCAGUGUGAAGCAAGUUGAUGUUCCUUCAGGCACCGGAAGUUUUGGUAUUCUUGCUCAACAUGUACCAUCAUUAGCUGUUUUGAAACCUGGCACGAUCCUAGUCACGGAGGAUGACGGUUCUAUUAGCAAAUUCUUUGUGAGCAGUGGUAUGAUCACAGUCAAUGAUGACUCAUCUGUCCAGAUUCUAGCUGAGAUGGCUGCUCCGGUGGAGGAUCUUGAUUCACAGGCAAUCAAAGAAGGAAUGACCAAGGCCCAACAGGAGCUGGCUGCAGCAGCCACAGAUCUUGCCCGUGCUGAGGCUCAAAUUGCUGUGGAAGUUCACGAAGCGAUGGACGCUGCCGUCAACAAGUAGAUACCUUUACAUCACCUGCCUGUUUUUAGAGAAUUCAUGAAGCAGAGUUCCCAAGACCCCACCCUUCACACACAGAUGGAAUCUGGAAUGAUGAUUGUGAUCUAAUUACUCAUCUGAACAAAGAUUCAUAUUACUUUAUUUACCGAAAUCACCACACCAAGUAAUAAAACUCUAAGCACUGAAACCUUGGAUAUAGAAGAUCGAAUACUUAUUAUUGGUUGCUGUGAUAUCUCUUUCUUACUUAAUCUUUUUAGUAUGGAGUGAGCGUCCAUGGGUACUGCUUCAGUCUGUGUUAAAAUGCUUACAAGCACUUUCAAAGUAUUCACGAGUUAUGUAAAUCUAUUUGCAUAAAUCUUGAGUAACUGUUCAACCGUGAUGAACAUUGUUACAUUGGCCAGAAUGACCUCCUAACUUAUCUCUGCUUCUUGCUUUAUGAACUGUUUGUUCCAAACGAGUAUGUGAUUAAUCCCUGUAAUGACUACAGUGUUAUUUGUUAUGUAUAUGAAAUAAAUGAAAAUGAUAUAUUGA